CCUGUGUACGACAUGGUAUGGCAGUCAAGACGCAGAUCCUCAGCAUCACACACGCGCGCUGGAUUGGGCUGGGCCUUCGGGGAUUAUUCUAGAAAACAGAAGCCUUGCCUACGCCACGGCCGUCUUCGGAGUAAAUCAGCAAAAUACGCAGCUGAUCUGGAACUAACGCAAGUGCACAAACGCCACUAUUCCUUCUGGCACGCGACACGACAGCCCUCGCCCCCUCCGCUGUUCGGUAAUCUCGUCUAUUCACUGGUGGCCAGCAGAUGCAAGACAAUCAAGCACGUGGGGUACAGCUGUAUAUUUGCUGCUGGAGAUUAUGGGAGAAUGCAACGCACAUAAAAGCCGCUUUUCUCGCUCCUAGAACCUCCCUUUUCUCUGUUUCAUCUUCAACCCCUGAGCCAUCCUCGGCCAUCACCAUUACCAUCAUCAUUGACUGAUUCUGGUGUCCGAUCAACAGUUUGUCAAGAUGACGCUCCACCAGUACGACUACAUCUUUGCCAUUGGCACUCUGUUUGCCAUGCUGGAUGCCUACAACAACGGUGCAAAUGAUGUGGCCAACUCCUGGGCAACUAGUGUGUCAUCUCGAUCCAUCUCCUACAGACAGGCUAUGAUCUUCGGUACAAUCUUCGAGAUGCUGGGUGCCAUCACCGUCGGCGCCCGUACUGCUGAUACCAUCAAGAACGGCAUUAUCCCCAACUCAGCCUUCCAGGGCAAUGCGGGUGUGCAAAUGCUUGCCUUCACCUGUGCUCUCGCAGCUGCCUCUUCCUGGGUGAUGUGGUGUACCCGACACUCCGCUCACGUCUCUUCCACUUACUCUCUGAUCUCGGCGGUUGCUGGCGUUGGUGUGGCCACUGUUGGAGCCUCCAAAGUUCAGUGGGGAUGGAAUGACGGAAAGGGUCUUGGGGCUAUCUUUGCAGGUCUGGGAAUGGCGCCUGCGAUCUCAGGUGCCUUUGCAGCGAUCAUCUACAUGCUCAUCAAGGUUGUGGUCCACAUGCGUAAGAAUCCUGUUCCCUGGGCUGUUUGGUCGGCCCCCUUCUUCUUCCUUGUCGCGGCUACCAUCUGUACCUUGUCCAUCGUUUACAAGGGGUCUCCCAGCCUUGGUUUGAACAAGAAGCCCUCCUGGUACAUUGCUGCCGUUACAGUGGGCACUGGUGCUGGUGUCUGUCUCCUCUCCGCGCUCUUUUUUGUCCCCUGGGCCCACGCCAAGGUGAUUAAGAAUGACCAUACCAUCAAGUGGUACCACGUCUUUAUGGGUCCCCUCCUGUUCAAACGGCCUGCCCCUGCGGAUUCCGAUAUUUCCAAUGUUCCCGACUACUCCGUUAUCCAGCACGAUUCCGACAUGUCCCCCCUUGGUUCCCCUGAUACCAUCCGCGUGGACCCCGAAGAGCCCCUUCCCAAGGCUGUGGAAGCCAACGAGAAAGGAAUCGAGGUCGUCGAGGCCCAGGUUGACUACAAGAAGCUCAUGGCGGAGGGCGAGGCCCGCUUCCAUGCUAAGCUCCGCAAGGGACGGGGUCCUCUUGCCUGGGCGAUGCGCACACUGCACGAAAACCCCAUGGGGGCUGGUGAGAUCUACGAGUUUCGGAACAUCAAAAUCAUGCUCAAGCGCAUCCCGGCCAUCAUCGUCGCUGGUCUGCUCUACGGUCUUCAUUACGAUAUCCACGCCGCCCAGAGCGGUAUCCACGGUACCCCUGAAGGAGAUCGCAUGGACCGCGUCUAUUCCCAUGCAACGAAGUACCCCAACGAGGUCGAGCACACUUAUUCCUUCAUCCAGGUUCUCACGGCUUGCACUGCCUCAUUCGCUCACGGUGCUAAUGAUAUCGGUAACUCUGUGGGUCCGUGGGCUGUGCUGUACUCUGCCUGGUCCACCGGGGAUGCCGCUGCUUCCAAGGCCCCUGUUCCAGUCUGGCAACUCGCGGUUCUCUCUGCUAUGAUCUCGAUUGGUCUCAUCACCUACGGUUACAACAUCAUGAAAGUCAUGGGUAACAAGAUCACCUACCACUCCCCUAGCCGUGGUUGCUCUAUGGAGAUGGGCGCUGCAAUCACCGUGCUGGUGUUCUCUCAGUUCUCCCUUCCCGUGUCGACCUCGAUGUGCAUCACAGGCGCUACGGUCGGAGUCGGUCUCUGCAACGGCACCAUCAAGGCUGUGAACUGGCAGCGAGUCUCUCUGCUGCUCCUUGCCUGGUUCAUGACCAUCCCCAUCGCUGGAACCUUGGGAGGAAUUCUGAUGGGUCUCUUCAUCAACGCUCCACACUUCUUGUCCUAAGUGUCUCUUGAUAGAUAUCGUAUUUUCUUUUGUUUGCUCUAUCUUUUGAAUGUUCAUGGACAUGCAAUGUGAAUAAGCGCACCCAAGUCUCCACAAUGCAAUCAUUCC
Molecule: messenger RNA, 2374 nt
Organism: Aspergillus ochraceoroseus IBT 24754
Lineage: Eukaryota; Fungi; Ascomycota; Eurotiomycetes; Eurotiales; Aspergillaceae
Product: inorganic phosphate transporter
Exons: 3
Coding region: 470-2266 (598 amino acids)
Biological process (GO): phosphate ion transmembrane transport
Cellular component (GO): membrane
Source: RefSeq, a predicted model, not a curated record